CCAUAGGACAGACACGACACACUCAGUGAUACGCUGAAUGAACAGUAUAUUAGCAUCUAUAACCCCCUGAAUAAUCGAUUUCGGAUAUCAUUUCUCUACGCUGCUAAGCUCCUGCUCCAAGCAUGACUGCGAAACACAGAAACAAGAAUGCAAGUGACAAGAAUUCUACUCCUAUUCAAGAUGACGUGGCGAAGAAAAUUACGAAGGCCAGCAAAGGCAGCGACUCUCCAGGGUCGGGGUCAGGGAACUGGACAAAGAUUUUGGCCGCGCUCAGUUAUAUUGCACUGGUAGCGGCAGCCGGCUUCGCUGCCUUUUACCUUCAAAGGGUGGUAGAAGAAGUUGGUCAGAUAAGCAGCAGGACAGAAACAUCCAUCCAGAAAAACGCGGAGCUGACAAAGAAAAUGGAGAGCGCUCUGCUACAGGUGGACUCCUUGAAGGAAACGGUGGACGGGUUCGACUCGACCCUCAGCAGAAUGCGGACCGAGCUGGACAGCGCAGGCUGGGCGGUGAGGAAGGGCGAGGCAGAGACCCGGCGGGUGGAGGAGGCCCUGCAGAAGCUGCAGAACGAGCUCCUGCGUGACCUCUCGGACGGGAUCCGGGAGGUGAAGGAGGCCCGGGAGCGCGACUCGUCAUCGCUGGAGCGCACGGUGGAGGAGCGACUGACGGAGCUGACCCGCUCUAUCGGCGACAGCGUGGCGGAGUUCACCGAGGCGCAGAGCGAGACGCAGAGCCAGCUCAGAGACAUGAAGGCCAGGGUGAACGGCAUGGAGGACCCCGCCUCGUUGAAGCGGGAGCUCCUGGCCGUCACUGAGACCGUCGGAGAGCUCCAAGCUGCCGGUCUGGCAUCUGAGAAGACGGCCGAGUCACUCCGGAAGCAGAUAGGUGCUGUAGGGGUAGAGCUCCAGACCAGGAACGAGGAAGUGGCAUCCACAGCACUGGAGAUUGACUCUGUGAGGGAGCUGUUGCAGAGCACAGCCGGCGUGCUGAGGGGAUCUCUGUCUGCAGCCGAGGCCUCCGUCAAGGUCCUUAAAGACCAGGCCCAGAGCCUGCAGUCUGGGCUGGACAUGGCAGCGGGCAGCAUCCAGGGUCUGGAGGAGGGCCUACAGGGGGCGGUGGCGCAGGCCCAGAAGACUGGGGUGGAGGUGGAGGCCAGGCUCAGGGCUCUGGAGCAAAGAGCGGAUACAUUAGUGGCUUCUGCCGCAGGGAAGGCGGAGAGGGUGGAGUCCCUCCUCUCCAAAUACGACUCCCACGACAGUGCGCUUGCCACACUGGGCAGGGACGUCCAGAGCCUCCAAUCGGCCAGCAAGGUGGAGGCCGCACAGCUGCAGGCGCUGACGGACACGCGGCAGGACCUGGCAGGCCAGGUAGAGGAGCUGCAGGGAGACCUGGGGGAGCUCCAGAGUAAGGUGACCGCCCUGGGCAGCAGGCAGACAGAGUUGUCCUCACGGGGCUCCAACCUGGGCCAGCAGCUGGAAGAGCUGGGGAAGAGACUAAAAGCCCUGGAGGGGGAGUCGCCAAAGGCCCAGAGCCUGGACAGUUUGAAGGCCUCGGUCAGCCAGGCCCAGAAAGACGUGCAGCAGCUCAGAAACACAAUGGACAGCUUGACGGCCUAUUCUAAGAAGGUAGAGGGCCACGAAGCAGCCAUUACCUCGUUGAAGAGCUCACUGGAGGAGGCCAAGGCCACGCUCCCCAAAGAGAAAGCACCACGCAAGGUCUGAUGAGUGCUUCUAGGGGGGUCUACA
Molecule: messenger RNA, 1742 nt
Organism: Conger conger (European conger)
Lineage: Eukaryota; Metazoa; Chordata; Actinopteri; Anguilliformes; Congridae
Product: cytoskeleton-associated protein 4-like
Exons: 2
Coding region: 123-1718 (531 amino acids)
Source: RefSeq, a predicted model, not a curated record